This is a messenger RNA of Penicillium oxalicum, 231 nucleotides long. RefSeq lists its product as uncharacterized. NCBI's taxonomy places the organism in Eukaryota, Fungi, Ascomycota, Eurotiomycetes, Eurotiales, Aspergillaceae. The transcript has a single exon. The record is from RefSeq and is a predicted model, not a curated record. Bases 1 to 231 code for a protein of 76 amino acids.
AUGUCUCGAAUGGCCGUGCAGCCGAAUACAGAGAAAGGACAAGAAAAUCUCGCCAGCAAUUUGCAACAAUUCGUGCGCCACAGAAGUCGUACUUUUCGGUUGGCGAGUCUUCAGGCCGAAAAAUUGGCUGAUCGAGUUGAGUUUAUGGGUCGAUGCAUAAGUACCGCCGGCGCCUAUUGGGACAAGCACGCUGAUUUGGGUUUAGCAGUUCAAGAACCCACUCAAUCAUAA